AUGAAGGGGGGGUGGAUGGGGGGGGGGGGGUGGGUUAGUGGUCACGUGUGGUCGCGGGCGGGUGGGGAGGUGGUGAUUAAAAAAAAUAACCAUAAACGCCUCAUGUCGUUGCAUUUGUGCGCCGCGCUGUCGGUGCACCGCAUCCGCGGUGAUACUGACACGUCUGCGGAGCAUAUCGUCGGUGAGCCGGCGGUAAAACGCCGGUUCAAUAUCAAAAUCCUAUCGCGGUGCUCUUCGGUGUGCGCGAUUUCGGUCGAGCAACUCACUGGCGACGUAUUAAAAUUCUUCUUAGAGGGACCGGCGUCUUCGAGCCGCACGAGAUUGAGCAAUAACAGGUCUGUGAUGCCCUUAGAUGUCCUGGGCCGCACGCGCGCUACACUGAAGGAAUCAGCAUGUUCUCCCUGGCCUAGAGGCCCGGGCAACCCGUUGAAACUCCUUCGUGCUGGGGAUUGGGGUUUGCAAUUAUCCCCCAUAAACGAGGAAUUCCUAGUAAGCGCGAGUCAUAAGCUCGCGUUGAUUACGUCCCUGCCCUUUGUACACACCGCCCGUCGCUACUACCGAUUGAAUGAUUUAGUGAGGUCUUCGGACCGACACGCGGUGGCUUCACGGCCGUCGGCGUUGCUGGGAAGU
Molecule: messenger RNA, 630 nt
Organism: Brenthis ino (lesser marbled fritillary)
Lineage: Eukaryota; Metazoa; Arthropoda; Insecta; Lepidoptera; Nymphalidae
Source: the annotation of a GenBank genome assembly